AUGGGCGCCGGCGGCCCCCGGCGGGGCGCGGGUCCCCCGGACGGCGGCUGGGGCUGGGUGGUGCUGGGCGCCUGCUUCGUGGUCACGGGCUUCGCCUACGGCUUCCCCAAGGCCGUGAGCGUCUUCUUCCGCGCGCUCAUGCGCGACUUCGGCGCCGGCUACAGCGACACGGCCUGGGUGUCCUCCAUCAUGCUGGCCAUGCUCUACGGCACGGGCCCUGUGUCCAGCAUCCUCGUGACCCGCUUCGGCUGCCGCCCGGUGAUGCUGGUGGGCGGGCUGCUGGCCUCGGCGGGCAUGAUCCUGGCUUCCUUCUCCACGCGCCUCCUGGAGCUGUACCUGUCGGCGGGCGUGCUCACAGGCCUGGGCCUGGCCCUCAACUUCCAGCCGUCGCUCAUCAUGCUGGGGCUGUACUUCGAGCGGCGGCGGCCGCUGGCCAAUGGGCUGGCGGCAGCCGGCAGCCCCGUGUUCCUGUCGGCGCUGUCGCCGCUCGGCCAGCUGUUGCUCGAGCGCUUCGGCUGGCGCGGCGGCUUCCUGCUGCUCGGCGGCCUCCUGCUGCACUGCUGCGCGUGCGGCGCCGUCAUGCGGCCGCCGCCCGGGGCCCGCGCCGAGGCCCGCGCGCACGACGGCCCCGGGGAGGCGGGGGCCGAGGCGCACCCGCGCCGGCGCCUGCUGGACGUGGCCGUGUGCGCCGACCGCACCUUCGUGGUGUACGUGGUCACCAAGUUCCUGAUGGCGCUCGGCCUCUUCGUGCCCGCCAUCCUGCUGGUGAACUACGCCAAGGACGCGGGCGUGCCUGACGCCGAGGCCGCCUUCCUGCUGUCCAUCGUGGGCUUCGUGGACAUCGUGGCGCGGCCGGCGUGCGGCGCGCUGGCGGGGCUGCCACGCCUGCGCCCGCGCGUCCCCUACCUCUUCAGCCUGGCCCUGCUGGCCAACGGGCUCACGGAUCUGAGCAGCGCGCGGGCGCGCUCCUACGGCACCCUCGUCGCCUUCUGCGUGGCCUUCGGCCUCUCCUACGGCAUGGUGGGCGCGCUGCAGUUCGAGGUGCUCAUGGCGACGGUGGGCGCGCCCCGCUUCCCCAGCGCGCUGGGCCUGGUGCUGCUUGUGGAGGCCGUGGCCGUGCUCAUCGGACCGCCCUCUGCCGGCCGCCUGGUGGACGCGCUCAAGAACUACGAGAUCAUCUUCUACCUGGCCGGCUCCGAGGUGGCCCUGGCCGGCAUCUUCAUGGCCAUAGCCACCAAGUGCUGCCUCCGGCGCCGCCGCCGCGGCUCGCUGGACGCCUCCGCGGGCCCGGGCUCCGAGGGCGGAGCCAGCGACACCGAGGAGGCCGAGGCCGAGGCCGACCCGGAGCCCCUGCCCAACGCCCCCGAGAAAACCCGCAGCCUCGAGGCCCUGGCGGCGCCGAGCCCCAGCGCCGGGUCCACGGAGCCCGAGGCGGAGGAGGCAGAGCCGGGGCUGGAGGCCGGGACUGUGUAG
Molecule: messenger RNA, 1473 nt
Organism: Lepus europaeus (European hare)
Lineage: Eukaryota; Metazoa; Chordata; Mammalia; Lagomorpha; Leporidae
Gene: SLC16A8
Product: solute carrier family 16 member 8
Exons: 4
Coding region: 1-1473 (490 amino acids)
Biological process (GO): transmembrane transport; monocarboxylic acid transport
Cellular component (GO): membrane
Molecular function (GO): monocarboxylic acid transmembrane transporter activity
Source: RefSeq, a predicted model, not a curated record